Molecule: messenger RNA, 3259 nt
Organism: Pararge aegeria (speckled wood butterfly)
Lineage: Eukaryota; Metazoa; Arthropoda; Insecta; Lepidoptera; Nymphalidae
Gene: Sptr
Product: sepiapterin reductase
Exons: 1
Coding region: 23-826 (267 amino acids)
Biological process (GO): tetrahydrobiopterin biosynthetic process
Molecular function (GO): sepiapterin reductase (NADP+) activity
Source: RefSeq, a predicted model, not a curated record
CUGUGAACCACUGUAAGUAGUCAUGGCGUCAUCAUCAUCUGUUGCAGACAUGACAGGGCCAUCUUUCUGUGUUGUAACAGGAGCGUCUCAAGGUAUAGGUCGUGCAAUCUCUAUAGAAAUCGCAAAAUGCUUCUAUCCUGGAUCCCUUAUGUUAUUGUUGGCGCGCAAUUACCAAGAGCUUUCUAUUACUGCUGAUUCAUGCGAGUCUGGAAAUGUCAAAGUUAUACAUAAGUCUGUUGAUCUAUCUACUGCAUCCGAGGAGGAUAUGAUGGAUAUCCUGAAAAAUGCCUUAGCUGGAUAUCAAAUAAACAACUUUAAAAGAGCUUUAAUUUUCCAUAAUGUUGGCUCUCUUGGCAAUUUAGCAAUUGAAACUUCCCGCAUGGAGAACGUACCAGAGAUGCGUAAAUAUUACGAUUUGAAUGUAUUUAAAGUAAUUUCCCUUAACACUCAGUUCCUCAAACUGUUUGAAGAUGUUGUAGAACAGGUUGUUAUCGUUAAUAUAACAUCUUUAUGUGCUAUCAAACCUAUGGGAGGUAUGGCUUAUUACUGCAGUGCAAAAGCAGCACGAGAAAUGUAUUUCAGAGUAUUGGCAGAGGAAAAGAAAAAUAUCAAAGUCCUAAACUACUCACCAGGGCCAGUUGAAACAGCUAUGAUUGAAAAUGUACUGGAAGAGGCCAUAAAUAAAAAUCUCAGGGAGGUGUUCACAUCCUUUAAAAACCAAGGUACACUGUUAAAGCCGGAAGUUACAGCCAGAAAGUGUGUGGCAGUUUUGUUGGCUGCAAAAUUUUCUCCCGGAGAACACGUUGAUUAUUUUGAUGAUGAGUAAUAUUAAAUUCUCAUAGAUAUUUGGCAUCUCUUAAUCAUGGCUGUUUUAACAAAUCUUACCUAAAAGAUACAGAAGAAUCUCUUGUAUGUGAAACCGUAGCUCAACAUAAAUUGGCAGGAAUAAGUUUGUGUCAGCUGACCUUUCUUUAAGAUCAUAUGACAUUGUCAAUUAAAGAUAUUGAUCUUCUCUUUAACCAUAUUAAAAAAAGCUAACUUUUCUUCCUUUAGAUGUGUAUAAAUGGGGCUUUUUGUAAUAAAAUUGGCAAAUAAAUCAUAUUGAAUUAAUAGCAUUUUAAUUUUCAUAAAAAAAAUCUUCAGUACUUAAAGAUGAAGUAAAAUAUUUAAGUGUCAUUAGUUUGAGAUAUUACUCCGUCUUGGAUUGGCUUAAAAUAUGUGUUAUAAUAUUUAAUCCAAAGUAAAAUUUAUUAUAUUAAUGUCUUUGUAAAUUUUUGCAUAUUGGUCAAAACAUUCAUUGCUGCAACAACUCAAAAUUACUUUAAGCUCAAAACAUUCAUAAAAAUAAUAUUAGAAUACGGUAACACUCUUAUCAUACAAUUUAUUAUAUGUGUAAUAUUUCUAUUGCUUUUGAUAUACCAGUAGAUAAGUACAUGAUGUGUCUAUUAGACUAUUUUCUAUUUGAUAAAGUGUUGUCUGUUACUAGAAUAUAUUAUAUUAGAUCAUAUCCAAUUAUGUAUAACCUUAUAGUAUAUUUGAUAUGUAUAGUAGUUUAGUUUUUUCUUACCUAUCUUAAUCUGUAAAAUAAUCUUUUAGGUACUUUUUAAUGUAAAAGAGUUAAUAAUUAUUUUAUUUACUUAAAAUGGGUUAAAAGCUUUUUACUUAAAAUGGGUAAAAAGCUGUAUUAAAAUUCAAAGAGAUUUUUAUGAAUCUUUCAAUUGUUUAAAUAUAAUUUUUUUAACCCACAAGGAAAUGUUUGUGUGUGUUAUUUUUUGUAUGCCUUACUAUGUCAUGUAUAAUCUGACUUUCAAAUUUUCUUCUUUUUGUAAGAAAGAGCUUUAUUCCAAAAUGAACCUGUAAUAUUUCAUACAGAUUUGAUAUAGAGUUUCUGAGACAGACAACGGAACACUUCAAUUAAUGACAGCAAUCAAAAUUUUAAGUUUCUAACCUCCAAACCCUGAGAUUUAUUACCGAAUUUGGAUAAUAUAUUUGUCUUUAUCUAUAAAUGAAAAUAUUGUUUACAGUUUAAGAAAGGUAGGAACAAAGGGCACUGUAUAAAAUUGGUUGCAUCAUAUGACAUUUACCGAUUCAAUUACUUAUUGAUACCAAUAAUCUAUUUGAUAAUAAUGAACAAAUAUGCCACAGAGUGUGUAUGAAUUUAACUUUUCACAUGACGGUUUUGUGUAAAGCAAGACCAGUGUGACAAGGUAAAGAAUAUAAACAAACUUUGUCAUUGAGUAGACACAUGUUAAAAAAAACCAUGUUAAAAAUUUGUUUGAAAUACAAGAAUACAUUGUUAAACAACGCAAUUAAAAAACCUCUACAGCAUUUAAUAACAAUGCGAAUGUUGAAUACUAAUUUUUUGGCAGGGAAGCAACGCCCUCUGUCUUUCAAGAUUAUUUAAAACUCAACUUUUAGUAUUAAAUAAUCUUCUCCAUUAACGUCAGUGUGUCAUAUUUCGUCUAGACUUGCAUUUGACCGCUUUUUAUGUGUACCAGAAUAGGGAAUAUGCAUGUGCUUAAUAAUUUAUAUCGAUAUCGACGGAAGAUCAGUUAUGAUCUUGUUAUUAAAUAAAAAUAGCUAAACUUAACCUUUUUUUUUUAUUUAGUUUUGUUUUACUUGUUCUGUUAUAUAAUAUCGAGAUGGGUGAUAGUUGCCUAUAUAAACCAUUGAUUGUAGUAAAAUUAAGUGUUUCCCGCAUUCUUUAUUUUCCUUGGUUACUCUCCGUCCUUUAACUAGCUCUAUGCCAUACACCUUAUAAAAAAGUUUAUGGGUUGCUUGGUUAUGGCGUUAAGGAAGGACAAACACACUUUUACAAUUACAUGUAUAAUAUAAGUAAGGUUGUGACCAGUCAGUUAAUCAGACUUUUAUAACGCAUUCUGAGCUAAGAUUGAAUUUUUAUAUUUUUUUGAAUUGUAUAUUGUUUUAAUAAAAAAAAAUACAUGCAUAUACCCCAUUCGAAUAUUUGUUAUCGCUGCCGACUUAGCACCCAACUUGUGAUUGAGAUGCUCCGGUUUCGGAGCGAAACGUGCGUAGAGGGUACAUUGCCGAGGAUCUGUUUGGUGUGGAGUAUACGGAUUGGAGUAGUUAUAAAUCACACCAUACAGAUUCUGCUGCUGUUCGCGGAGUAUAGCAAAUUAAGCUUAAUUUUCAUUAUAUAUAAUGUGCCACAUCUGUCCAACGACCCGCUUGAUUUAGACGGCCGAGUGGCGCAGUGAGCAGCGACCCUGCUUUCUGAGUCUAGAGUCGUGGGUUCGAU